Messenger RNA from Columba livia (rock pigeon), 5844 nucleotides. RefSeq names its product zinc finger protein 532-like. The transcript is spliced from 9 exons. NCBI's taxonomy places the organism in Eukaryota, Metazoa, Chordata, Aves, Columbiformes, Columbidae. The record is from RefSeq and is a predicted model, not a curated record. The coding region runs from base 671 to 4567 and encodes 1298 amino acids.
GGGGCAGCCGUGGGGCAGCCGUGGGGUGGCCAGCGGGGCAGCCGUGGGGCGACCAGCGAGGCGGCCGUGGGGCAUCCAGUGGGGCAAGCUGUGCCCGGGGUGCCCUGCGAGCCGCCCUGGCCUCCCAGAGCUGCGGUGCGGGACGGGGCUGGCCCGGCGUGGGCUGCAGCUGGACCGUUUCAGUGCCUCAAGGAGAGCCGAAUAGCAGAAAAAGAAAGAACAGCAGCAGCCGAGCCGGUGCUGCAAGGAGGGGGCACAAGAGCUGUUCUGCAGGCAUCCGCUGCUGCGGAAAUGGAUUUCUUGAGGGGAGGGAGGUGUAUGUGGGCAAUCUUUGUAGCAACGCUGUGCAGAGGAGAGAAAAUGCCAUUCGAGCGGCCCCCGACGCGGGCAGGAGUGGGGAGGGCGGAUGGAGAGCACCUGGCUGGGCCACCCCACGGCCGUGGGCACCGCGGCCGGCGUGACGUGCCGAGCAGCCGCCCCCGGGCCGUGGGGAGCGGGGGGAGCAGCCCGGGGCUCGCAGCCUGGCUCCGGUGCUGUGGCCGAGCCUGCCUGGUGCUGCACAGAGAUCCUGUGAGGAUUUUUAUUGCGGUCUCUUUGUUAGCUCCAGCCAGGCACGCACUCGCUCACAGCUCCUAGCCAGGUUGUGGGAGAUUUGCUUACAAUCAAAUACAUGACCAUGGGGGAUAUGAAGACCCCAGAUUUCGAUGACCUUCUCGCAGCCUUUGACAUACCAGACAUGGUUGAUCCAAAAGCAGCUAUUGAAUCUGGACAUGAUGACCAUGAGAGCCACAUAAAGCAGAACGCUCACACAGAUGAAGAUUCUCACGCCCCAUCGUCCUCUGACGUUGGUGUGAGCGUCAUUGUGAAAAACGUGCGUACUAUCGAUGCUUCGGAAGGGGUGGACAAGGAUGGGCACCAUUCCACAGGCAAUGGCUUGCACAACGGCUUCCUGACGUCUUCAGCUCUUGACAGUUACAGUAAGGAUGAGGGGAAGUCGCUUAAAGAUGACGGUUCAGCUUCUGAGACUACACUGAAGGAUUCAGCUUUCAACCAGUUUAGCCCAAUAUCAAGUGCUGAAGAAUUUGAUGAUGAUGAAAAAAUUGAGGUGGACGAUCCUCUGGAUAAAGAGGAGAUGCGUGCAAAUUUCAGAGCAAAUGUCCUGGCAGGAUCUGGAUCUCAGCAGGAAUACGACAAACUAAAGGCACUUGGAGGGGAGCACUUGAUUAAGUCUGGAAUCCCAGUUUCAAGUAGUAUAGAUAAAAAUAAAGUAGCUAAACGAGAAACAGAGGCAACCUCCGUGAGUUUAAGUGUCUAUGAGCCUUUUAAAGCUCGAAAAACAGAGGACAAAUUGCUAAAAGACAAUUCCGAGAAGCUUCUCGAAAACAGGGUGCUUGAUGGAAAACUGAGUACUGAAAAAAGUGAAACAAAUCUUGGCGGCAUUUCCCAGUCCAAAGCAAAGUCGUCAGCAAAGCUUUCUUCGUGCAUUGCUGCAAUCGCAGCGCUGAGUGCUAAAAAGGCAGCUACAGAUACCGGUAAAGAUCUACAGUCUAAUUCAGGAGAAUCCUCUCCAUUACCAAAAGACAUGAGUGAAAGUCCCCGGGCUAUUGAAAAGUCGCCUGAAUCUCAGAGUCUCAUCGAUGGUGCUAAAAAGCCGUCUGUCAAAUCACCUGACAGUCCCAGAAGCGUAUCGAGUGAAAACAGCAGCAAAGGGUCUCCAUCCUCCCCCGCAGGGUCAACACCAGCAAUUCCUAAAGUUCGCAUCAAAACCAUCAAGACUUCCUCGGGGGAGAUCAAGAGAACUGUUACUAGAGUGUUGCCAGAAGUGGAUGUGGACUCCGGUAAGAAGCCAGAGCAGACCGCUUCUAUGGUCACCUCCGUGACGUCUCUGCUGUCCUCGCCAGCCUCCGCUCCCGCGCUGUCCUCUCCUCCUCGAGCUCCCCUGCAGCCCACGGCUGUCACCACCGCCGCCGCGUCCGCGGAACUGGCGCCAAAGCAGGUCACCAUCAAACCUGUGGCUACUGCCUUUCUCCCCGUUUCAGCAGUCAAAACGGCGGGUUCACAAGUUAUCAAUUUGAAGCUUGCUAACAAUACCACGGUGAAAGCCACCGUAAUAUCUGCUGCUUCGGUGCAGAGUGCCAGCAGCGCUAUUAUCAAAGCUGCCAACGCUAUCCAACAGCAGACUGUUGUGGUGCCAGCGUCAAGCCUUGCCAGUGCUAAACUUGUGCCAAAGACGGUCCAUCUUGCCAACCUUAAUCUUCUGCCUCAAGGUGCUCAAACCACCUCUGAACUCCGCCAAGUGCUAACGAAACCUCAGCAACAAAUAAAGCAGGCAAUAAUUUCUGCAGCAGCCUCACAGCCUUCUAAAAAAGUGUCUCGAGUCCAGGUGGUGUCAUCUCUGCAGAGUUCGGUAGUGGAGGCGUUCAAUAAGGUGCUGAGUAGUGUCAAUCCCGUACCAGUUUACAUCCCGAACCUUAGUCCCCCCGCCAAUGCCGGGAUAACGUUACCCACGCGAGGGUACAAGUGUUUGGAGUGUGGCGACUCGUUUGCUCUUGAGAAGAGCCUGACCCAGCAUUAUGACAGGCGGAGUGUGCGAAUCGAAGUGACGUGCAAUCACUGUACAAAGAACUUAGUUUUCUACAAUAAAUGCAGUCUUCUUUCCCAUGCUCGUGGGCACAAGGAAAAAGGCGUUGUGAUGCAGUGUUCCCACCUGAUUUUAAAACCGGUCCCAGCAGAUCAGAUGAUAGCAUCUCCUUCAAGCAAUAGCGCUCUGUCGGUGCUGCAGAGCCCCGGGGGAGCUGGCGCGCACGCCGUGACCAAGAUCCAGUCUGGCGUAACGGGGACGGUGAUCUCGGCCCCCGCCAGCACACCCGUCAUUCCAGCCAUGCCCCUGGACGAGGACCCGUCCAAGCUCUGCAGACAUAGUCUGAAGUGUCUGGAGUGCAACGAGGUUUUCCAAGAUGAGACGUCUCUUGCAACUCAUUUCCAGCAGGCUGCAGACACGAGUGGACAAAAGACAUGCAAUAUCUGCCAGAUGCUGCUUCCUAACCAGUGCAGUUUUGCAUCACACCAGAGAAUUCAUCAGCAUAAAUCUCCAUACACGUGUCCCGAAUGUGGAGCAAUCUGCAGAUCUGUCCACUUCCAGACCCAUGUCACUAAGAACUGCCUGCAUUAUACCCGAAGAGUUGGUUUUCGCUGCGUGCAUUGCAAUGUUGUUUACUCUGACGUGGCGGCUCUCAAGUCUCACAUUCAAGGUUCUCACUGUGAAGUCUUUUACAAGUGUCCUAUCUGUCCCAUGGCAUUUAAAUCUGCUCCCAGCACACACUCCCAUGCCUACACACAACACCCGGGUAUCAAGAUAGGCGAACCAAAAAUAAUAUAUAAAUGCUCUAUGUGUGACACUGUGUUUACUCUACAACCUUUGCUCUAUCGCCACUUUGAUCAGCACAUUGAAAACCAGAAGGUGUCUGUUUUCAAGUGUCCAGACUGUUCUCUUCUGUAUGCACAGAAACAGCUUAUGAUGGAUCAUAUCAAGUCUAUGCAUGGAACUUUGAAAAGUGUUGAGGGGCCACCAAACCUGGGGAUAAAUCUGCCCCUCAGCACCAAACCCACAACUCAGAACUCAGCCGGUCACAACAAAGAGGACACAAAGGCUGUCAACGGAACAGAAAAGCUGGAGAAGAAGUCUGCUUCUCCCAUGAAGAAAGCAGAACCCAAGAAAGUGGCCAAUCCUGGCUGGACGUGCUGGGAGUGUGACAGGCUCUUCACCCAGAGAGACGUUUACAUCUCUCACAUGAGGAAAGAACAUGGAAAGCAAAUGAAGAAACAUCCGUGUCGACAAUGUGACAAAUCUUUCAGUUCAUCUCAUAGUUUAUGUCGUCACAAUCGUAUCAAGCACAAAGGCAUUAGGAAGGUUUAUACGUGCUCGCACUGCCCGGAUUCCAGACGUACUUUUACCAAGCGGUUGAUGCUGGAGAAACACAUUCAGUUGAUGCACGGCAUUAAAGACCCCGAUGUGAAGGAGAUGACUGAAUCAACCAAUAUGGAAGAAAGGGAAGUGAAAGAAGAUGCAAAGGUUCCCAGUCCAAAGCGCAAACUGGAAGAACCUGUGCUGGAGUUCAGGCCUCCGCGAGGCGCAAUCACUCAGCCGCUGAAGAAGCUCAAGAUAAACGUUUUCAAAGUUCACAAGUGUGCUGUCUGUGGCUUUACAACAGAAAAUCUUCUCCAGUUUCAUGAACACAUUCCUCAGCAUAAAUCCGAUGGCUCUUCGUACCAGUGCAGGGAGUGUGGACUCUGCUACACGUCCCACGUGUCCCUCUCCAGACACCUCUUCAUCGUGCACAAGCUGAAGGAGCCUCAGCCGGUGUCAAAACAAAACGGGUCUGGGGAGGAGAGUCAGCAGGAAAAUAAACCCAGUCAGGAGGACGAGUCGUCCGACAGCGCGGCCUCGGACAGAAGGUGCAAAGUGUGCGCAAAGACUUUUGAAACGGAAGCGGCCUUAAACACUCACAUGAGAACACAUGGCAUGGCCUUCAUCAAAUCGAAAAGAAUGAGCUCAGCUGAGAAGUGAUCAGAGCAUUUGGGAUGCAGAAAUCUCUCUCCACAUUGGAAUAUUAAUGACAUUUUUGCUACAGAAAGUUCAAGGCAUAACAGUGUUAACAGUACUGUUCAGGCUGUUGCAAUAUAUUCUGCAUAAAAGCUUCCCCGUCACCUCAUUGUCUAUAUCCUCAGACCCACUGAAGCAGUAUUUGAGUUCAAGAGAGUUUGUAUAUAUUUAAACUAAUAACUUUUAUACUCUUUGUUAUGUGUUUGUAUCAGUAUCUAGUGGGAAGUUUGGGUUCUUCAGUUUUGUUUUGGUUUUUAUCCUGGUAGUCCCUUUAUCAGAGUUCUGAAUGCCGGGGCAGUUCUUAGGUUCUCUUCAGCUGUUUGUCAUGCGGACGCCCCUGGAGGAGGGUGAGCUGUAGUGCAGGGGCAGGGCGGCAGGCGAAGGGGAGGCUCACUUUCUAAGAACUCGUGCUUCUAAAUGCUCAAGGAAGCUUUUAAACUUUCUCUUAAAAGAUAUAUAUUUAAAAAAAAGGAAAAAAAGUAAGAAAAAGUACCACUGCGUAUGUAAAUGCAGUGCUGGUUUGAGGUGGCAACACCAGAACGGGUGCAGGCCCCCUAGAGCGAUAAAGUACUUCUGAAAAGUGUAAUUGCACAACCGUGUAUCAUGAAGUGAUUUUUUAGGCCAUCGGGUGCUUGUGAUCAAAGCUCAAAUUGUUACAAAAGGGCUGGGCUGCUCUGGAUUUAACAAAUAAGUUGUAAUUAGAGGAAUAGGUUUAUAAGGGUGUUUUUUGUCAUGUAAUUUAUUAAACGUUCCAUAGGAGUGAGUACACAGCAGUAUGUGUUCCGUUGUCUCUGGUUAGCCCUCGCUCCGGGGGCUGGCGUUUCCCAGCGCCGUGUGCUCAGGCCUGACGUGCUGGUGCUCGGUGCCAGCGGUGUCGGUGCAGCUGGGGCUUCCAGCUCCAGCGCAGGCCCCACGAGGCUCGCUCGGCCGCUGCAGUCGUGGCUCUGACGUCACGAAGUACAAAAGGUACCAUACUGUCCCUUUCAUAUAUAGUUCUCUGUGAGAGUUAUAUUUUUGGUUUCUUUUUGCAUUUUAUACCUUGUAUGUAUCCCUAAAAAACCAAUUUUGUACUUUUUUUUAAAACAAACUGUGUAUAUAUAGAUAGCUGCAUGAUAUACGGUAGUAAUUGUUUGGUUCCUUAAAAGUCUUGCUGCUGUCAGAUGUUACUAUACACUAUGUCCAUUACAACUGUAUUAAACACAUUUCAUAUGUAAAUAAAUGUGGAGCAUUUUGCCCCUAAA